AUGAAUCAUUAUCAUUUUCUCUUACUACUACUCGUAAUUUCAAUAUGUAUAAAUAACUCUACAUCAACAACAACAACGUCAUCAUGCCCAUGUUCUGAUGAAUCACUUUGUGCACCAUUAAACAUUGUAUUACCUAGACAAGAGUUUUUAGGGUAUUCACUAUACAACGAUUCAUUUGAAUCGUAUGAUUGGGAUGUAGUAACGACUAUAGCUAUCUUUUAUACACCUGUACCCCCAGAACUAUUGUGCUUGGCUCAUUCUAAAGGUGUUAGAUUAGUUUAUGGUGCUGAAUAUCCAAUCAGUCAACUAGGUAAUCAAACGCAUCAAGAUCAAUGGAUUCAAGAUCAACUGCAAUUGGUUCAAUCUACCUAUUUCGACGGUCUAAACUUUGACAUUGAAAGUCCCAUAUGGUCCAAUCAAUCAACUACAAGUGCUCUAUUAACAGGUCUAGUUGCUCAAACAAACUUUGUAUUCAAGAAUUCUUUCCCUUUUUAUCAAAUUUCAGUUGAUGUAGCAUGGUCACCAAAUUGUAUUGAUGGUAGAUGUUAUGAUUACUAUGGGUUGGCACAGGCAAGUGAUUAUUUGGCAGUCAUGUCUUAUGAUAUGCGCAGUCAGGUGUUUAAUACAGAGGAGUGUACAGCUAGUGCAAACUCACCUUAUAUGUUGGUGUUGGAGGGACUGUUGAAUUACACUGCUUUGGGAAUCCCAAGUGACAAGUUGGUGUUGGGGUUACCGUGGUACGGAUACAUUUACCCUUGUAUCAAUGAGAACCCAUCACUCGAAUCGUUGGUGUGUAAUAUUACACGUGUACCAUUUAGAGGUGCAACAUGUAGCGAUGCAGCUGGUAGUGAGUAUGAAUACUCGUAUCUCAUGGAUCUCUUGUCCAACAGCUCAUUACAAACCACCGGUGAGUUGUGGGAUGAUCAAUUAGGAUCACCCUUUUUCAACUUUAUCGAUCCGUCAGACAGCAACCUCUACCAAGUUUGGUAUGAUAACCCAGAGUCGCUGUCUAUCAAGGUUGCUAUUGCUUCAAAGCUUAAUCUGCGUGGUUUGGCUGUUUGGAAUGUUGAUUUCCUCGAUCUUCAAAAUCAACCAACGCAAACAAAUAUGAUGUGGCAAGUAAUGGCUAAUUUCUUUACUCAUCAUACUAGUAGUAAUAGUGAUCUUUAA
Molecule: messenger RNA, 1170 nt
Organism: Cavenderia fasciculata
Lineage: Eukaryota; Evosea; Eumycetozoa; Acytosteliales; Cavenderiaceae
Gene: ctbsA
Product: glycoside hydrolase family 18 protein
Exons: 2
Coding region: 1-1170 (389 amino acids)
Biological process (GO): carbohydrate metabolic process; chitin catabolic process
Cellular component (GO): extracellular region
Molecular function (GO): chitinase activity; chitin binding
Source: RefSeq, a predicted model, not a curated record